UUGCAAGGGUUCCCUCAAACGUCUUAAAGUGACAGGCACUCAAUUAGACCUAUACACUACCAAGACUAUCUUAAAUCCCCCCCUGGAGACUGGAGAAACCAACCCAACCCACAUGCCAUAGGGCUGAAAUGGCAAAUGACAUACUGUGGAACUGUAAUAGACCUCUGAAGUUCACCUACAAAAAAGCUGCCAUCUUUGACAUUCGGUAUCUGGUGAUUUUUCCUAUGGAAAAUAACAUGGGGAUUUUGAAUUAUCGCACCUGUUAAACUCUCGCGUUUUCCUGAACACGCUUUUGUCUUCUGCCUUUGAGUGGAUACUGUGAUCUUCGGUAUGUGAAGGCGGGCACAUUUAGUUUUUUGCUACCCCAGACCUAACUUGCAAUGCAACUUGCCAUAGGUAGUUAGCUUCAAUUAAUAACCGGAUCUCCUUAUAUGGGCAAAGAUGGCCGUAUUGGUUCUUUUUUGUAGGCGAACUUCAGAGGUUUAUGAGCAGCGGCUCUGCGUUUAGGGACACUGGCACACUGUGGCUUUGGCAUGACAUGGCCAUGAGGGGGCAGCAGAGUUCUGGUGAUGACUGCCCAAAGAGCUGUUUUUGUUUGUUUUAGGUUAAAACAGUUAAACACAAUCAUAAAUGUCACCUAUCAUGGCAAUUUAUGAGGCAGGACAAAUAUGUUUAUGCCUGAAUACACACAAGCCAUUCAGAAAACAUGAAUUUAGUUUUGAUUUGCCAACAUGUCACCCAUGUUACCGUUUCUCUGAUCCUGAUUUGCACAAGUGCUUUUGUGCAGAAAUGAACAGAAAAGUAAAUUGUACAAGAAACCUGGACGCUGGAUGUUACUUGUGCCAUUGUGAACCCAUUGUUAAUGGAACCUUGUACUGUAUGAAGGCCACAGCUAAAAUGUUACUUAGCGUCUCUGGUAAGUUCCUCUAUACAUUUUGAACAGACUAAAAAGAUCAAGCACCACACGUGUUGACUUGUUGCCAAGGUAAUAGCAGAGGGGUGCUUUAGCCUGUGACAGCCAUAGGUUGGAAGGGUGAAAUAUGUUUUCAGAUUUUGUUAUCCCAAUGUUGCAAUAAACCUCUAACAAGUUAAAGAUAGAUAGAUACUUUAUUGAUCAUAUUCAAGUUCCCCUGUAUACUGAGCCUUCCACCUUGAUUGGCACCCCUGGAAAAGAUGAUUCAAAAUGGGUAUAAAUUCAACCCUGAAGGGAAGCAAAUUCAGUCUGAGAAGAAAACCCUCAAAGAAAUAAAUAUUUUUAACAAAAACACAAGUGAUACAAUUACUGGCACACUCAUAUUUAAUUUAAUUCUCUGUAAAGCCUCCAUUUGCCAAUAAAAGAGCUCUAAGUCUCCUAUAACAUCUUAUACAGUUAGAGCAUGGGAGCAGGGGAUUUGAGAGCAUUCCUCUUUACAGAAUAUCUGGAUCGUCCAGAUUCCUCGGCCCUUUCUUGUGCAUGCUCCCUUAAGCUUGCCCUACUGGUUUUCUAUGGAGUUCAGAUCAGGGGACUGAGUGACCAUCUCAGAAACUUGUUUUGUGUUCAGUAAGCCAUUUUGUGUUGAUGUAGGUCAUCCUAUGGAUCAUGACCCACAGUUGUCUUGGCAGAGGCAUCCAGAUUCUGCUUUGAGAUGCCCAGGUAUUUAUUCCAUGAUGCCAUUUGAGAUGCCCAGGUAUUUAGUCCAUGAUGCCAUGCGUUCUAAUGAGGUUCUCAGGUAUUUAGUCCAUGAUGCCAUGCAUUCUUAUGAGGUUCUCAGGUAUUUAGUCCAUGAUGCCAUGCAUUCUUAUGAGGUUCUCACUUAUUUAGUCCAUGAUGCCAUGUGUUCUAAUGAGGUUCUCAGGUAUUUAGUCGAUGAUGCCAUGCGUUCUAAUGAGGUUCUCGUGGCCCAGGCCUACAGUAUAGAACAUCACAGACCCUCCACUAUAUACUUAGCCAUGGAGUAGUCUUAUUUACGCCGCGUCCACCUUGAAUGCUUGCUGGGCAAAAAAAGCUUAAUUAAUGUUCUUUUCAUCUUACCAUAAAAUAUGAACCAGGCAGCUGCAUUGAACAACUCCAGUCAUUUACAUUUAUAACUUUUUUCCUGAAAUGCCUUUUGGAUAAUCUGUUAGCAUGGAGGUCACUUCUAAUGGGAUUUUCAGACGUGAUGACCCCAAGAUGCUCCUUUUAUCUGUGUCUCUCCAGCAGUCAUAUUUAGGGAAUUGUCUGUUAUCAUCCUCCUCACUGAUACCAUCCUCCUCACUGUUAAGGCAACAUGAACUUGGGUCCUUUUCCAGGCAAGUUUGCAACAGUUGCAUUUGACUGAAACCUCUUAAUUAUCGUUUAAACUACACAUUUGUGUUUACAGACAUGGAAUUGUUCCCAUAGCCCUUCCCUAUGAGGUCACUGCUCUUAUUUGCAUAUUUUCACCUUUCCAGUUCAUAUUAUGAAACAGGAAGUCAUGGAUUAUUCCUUGAAAGUUUAUUUAAGAACUGCAGAGUAGGCUAAUUAAAAAAAGAUGUCAGCAACAUUUUAAUAAGAUUGUCUAAGGGUGAAAAUAAGUGUGGCAUUUGUGUUUUUAUUUUUUUUUAAAAAUAGCCUCUGUGCAUUUCUUUAUGAUGCCAUUUUCUUCUCAGAAUAAAUUUGAUUUCCUUCAAGAUUAGGCUAAAUGUUUCUUCAUUGUUUUCAUUGUGAAAGACGAAACAGCAAAAGAUACUUUUUCCUAGGCCUGCCUCUUUUUACUUGUCCUUAGGGAGCGAAAACUGGCAAAGAGUUGAAAUCAGUUGAAAUCAAAUCAAAUGACAGUUUGAGAAGAUUUGUUUAACAAACGAGACAUCCCCGGCCGGGUUUUACAUAUAGGCAGGGCUUAGACCGUGCCUCAUAUGAACAUAGCGCACAACAUAUUACUUGCUGUAGACUAGGCUACGUAGUCUACCGGUUGUCAUUUUCUGUUACAAACUUUGUCACAAAUACUGACAAAAUCUCCGGCUGAGGUUCCUAUUACAGCAUAGUUUACUCAAUCAAUACAGAGCUCCGCAAACGUGGUAACCACCGUAUUCGGUAUUUGCUCAUUCAACACGGCUCUGCGUGCUUGUGUAUCCUCCCUCCCGAAAACGUCACGCGGUAAGUCUAUAGGCUACUUCAACCGGUGCCAUUCUUGUAUGACAGAAGAAUCCCCUGGAGCGCCUGCGGCCGAUACCCCACCUGCAACUCGCUGACAUCGCAUGUUAGAUGUUGAAUCUUUCCGAAGUAUACUUGACCAGAAGUAUGGAGGAUACGAGUUUAUAGAGGAAAACAACUACAAUAAUGAGAAGAAACACAAUGCAGUUGUUGGCUGGAGUCCUCUUCGCUACUUUGAUAUCUUUGAGUGGCUUUGUUUUGGCGGAGAAGAAAGUGUGCCAGGGAUUAAGCAAUAAGCUGACCUUGCUGGGCCAGUACGAUGACCACUACAGGAACCUGGUGCGGAUGUUCAGCAAUUGCACCGUUGUGCUGGAGAACCUGGAGAUUACCUACAUCCAGGAGCACCACGAUCUCUCCUUCCUCAGGAGCAUCGAGGAAGUGAGUGGCUACGUGCUGAUCGCCGUCAACUUUGUGGAGACGAUCCCGCUGGAGAACCUGAGGCUGAUUCGAGGCCACUCGCUCUACGAGAACCGCUUCGCCCUCACCAUCAUGUCCAACUACGACCGCAACUUCUCCUCGCCCACCAUCAACAUCACCCGCGGGCUACGCCAGCUGCCCCUGCGCAGUCUCUCAGAAAUCCUCCAUGGGGGCGUGAAAAUCACGCAUAACCAUCUACUGUGUAACAUCGACACCGUCCAGUGGAAAGACAUUGUGAACAGUGGAGAUUUGGUGUCCAUCAAAUCAAGUUUUGCCAGUUUCUGCCAAAGUUGUGACUCAAGUUGCCACAAUGGAUCCUGUUGGGCACCAGGACCUGAAAACUGCCAAACUAUGACCAGGCUGGUGUGUGCUGACCAGUGCUCACGGCGCUGUAAGGGGCCCAAGCCCAGCGACUGCUGCAAUGAGAACUGUGCUGGGGGCUGCACAGGGCCGUACGCCUCCGACUGCUUCGCCUGUAAGGACUUCCGAGAUGGUGGCACUUGUAAGCAUAUGUGUCCCCCUCUCAUGUUGUACGACCCCAAGACCCACCAGCUCGUCCACAACCCUCAGGCCAAAUACAGCUUUGGGGCCACCUGCGUCAAGACCUGUCCCCAUAACUAUGUUGUGACGGACCACGGGGCAUGUGUGCGUACCUGCAGCAGCAACACCUUUGAGAUGGAGGAGAACGGCAUCCGCAAGUGCAAGCAGUGUGACGGCCCCUGCCCCAAAGUUUGUAAUGGGCUUGGAAUGGGAAGACUAGCUGGUGUUAUGACAAUCAACGCAACAAACAUCGACUCCUUCAAAAACUGCACCAAGAUAAAUGGAGACAUAUCCAUUCUGAAGACCUCCUUAAAUGGAGACCCAUUCACUAAAACACCAAAGAUGGAUCCUGUGAAGUUGGACAUCUUCAGGACGGUGAGAGAAAUCACAGGCUUCCUGCUGAUACAGGCUUGGCCCCACAACCUGACGUCCCUCAGCCCCUUUGAGAACCUGGAGAUUAUCAGAGGCAGGACCCAGCAUCAGGGAACUGCGAGUUUCGCCGUCCUGCACAUCCCACACCUGGAGCACCUGGGCCUUCGCUCGCUGCGGGAGGUCAGUGGGGGCGACGUGGUCGUCCGCUACAACCCGCGCCUCUGCUACAUGGGUGACGGAGAGUACUGGAGAAACCUGCUGAGGCUCAAACAGCAGCGGUACGCUGUGGGCCAAAACGCUGACCACGCCACCUGCGAGCUGCGUAACAGCACGUGUGAUGACCGCUGCUCGGAGGCGGGGUGCUGGGGCCCUGGGCCCUCCAUGUGUCUCAGCUGCCAGCGCUUCAGCCGCAGGGGCCUCUGUGUGGACGCUUGCAGACUGCUGGACGGGUCUCCGAGAGAGUAUGUGCUGAACAAAACCUGUCUGGAAUGUGACCCGGAGUGCAAGCCGCAGAACGGCCGUCCGACCUGCUAUGGAGCGGGCCCAGGCCAGUGUGUGGAGUGCCUCCACUUUACCGACGGGCCGCGCUGUGUCCACCACUGUCCCCACAAUGUGUUUGGGGAGAACGACAAGCUCAUCUGGAAGUACCCUGACCGGAGGAGAGAGUGCCAGCCAUGCCACGCCAACUGUACACAAGGAUGUAGUGGGCCUGGACUGGCUGGCUGUGAACCAAGAAGCUCCCAGGUACCCAUGGUGGCGGCGGGCCUGGUGGGGGGACUGCUGGUGCUGCUCAUUCUCGCACUCUCCAUCUUCAUCCUCUCUCGCCGGCGUCACAUCCGCAGGAAGAGGACGCUACGCAGACUCCUCCAGGAGAGAGAGUUGGUGGAGCCUUUGACCCCGAGUGGGGAGGAGCCUAAUCAGGCCUUGCUGCGCAUCCUGAAGGAGACGGAGCUGCGGAAGAUGAAAGUGCUGGGCUCAGGAGCCUUCGGGACCGUCUACAAGGGUCUGUGGGUUCCUGAAGGAGAAGAUGUGAAGAUACCAGUUGCCAUCAAACUUCUGAGGGAAGUCUCAUCACCCAAAGCCAACAAAGAGAUCUUGGAUGAGGCGUACAUGAUGGCGAGCGUGGAACACCCCCACGUGUGCCGACUCCUGGGCAUCUGCCUGACGUCCCCAGUGCAGCUGGUCACCCAGAUCAUGCCGUUCGGCUGCCUGCUGGACUACGUGCGCGAGAACAAGGACAACAUCGGCUCUCAGACUCUCCUCAACUGGUGCGUCCAGAUCGCCAAGGGUAUGAGCUACUUGGAGGAUCGCCACUUGGUCCACCGGGACUUAGCAGCAAGGAACGUGCUGGUGAAGACUCCCAACCACGUGAAGAUCACCGACUUUGGGCUGGCUAAACUCCUCAGUGCAGACGAGAAGGAAUACCUUUCAGAUGGAGGCAAGGUUCCCAUCAAGUGGAUGGCGCUGGAGUCCAUUCUGCAUUGGACGUACACUCAUCAGAGCGACGUAUGGAGUUAUGGGGUGACCGUUUGGGAGCUGAUGACAUUCGGGUCGAAACCUUAUGACGGGAUCCCAGCUAGUGCCAUUGCUGACCUCCUGGAGAAGGGCGAGCGUCUACCCCAGCCUCCCAUAUGCACCAUAGACGUCUACAUGAUCAUGGUGAAAUGUUGGAUGAUUGAUGCGGACAGCAGACCUCACUUCAGGGAGCUUGUUGCGGAGUUCUCCAAAAUGGCUCGUGAUCCAUCACGCUACCUGGUCAUACAGGGUGACGAGCGGAUGUGCCUGCCGAGCCCGACGGACUCCCGCUUCUACCGGACGCUUGUCAGCACCGAGGGUAUCGACGACGUGGUUGACGCCGAGGAGUACCUGCUGCCCAACAAGGGCUUCUUCACCGAGGGCCAUCCCGGCAUGCCGUCUCCACAGCAACCGCAGCAUCCCCGCGUAACCACGGUGACCACCGCCUCCUACCGCACACACACACCAGCACACAACGGCUACAGGCACACAGGAAGUCCGCCGACCCCUCCCACUACCCCCCCAUCUCCACCGUCUCCAACACUGCAUGUCCUCACCAGAGCCAGAAAUGGUCACCCAGCAAGAGAGAACAGUAUCAUCCUCCGCUACAUCACUGACCCUACCAAGGGACCACUGGAGAAGGACCAUCCUCUGCCAGAGUAUGUGAACCAGCAAGAGUCCACACUGGGCAACAUGAUGAACCCAAACUACGAGGAGCUGAGAGGGGGGGGCAGUCAUGACGGUCGCCACAGUUACGAUGAUGAUGAGGAGGAGGAUUAUGAUGAAGAUGGGUACUGCGAGGUGCUCAGUGGAAAGCCGGACGCGCCAGAUUACCUGAACACGGCCAGCUGCACGCUCCCGCGCUCGCGCUGUGCCAACCUGGACAACCCGGACUACCAGGAGGACUUCCUGCCCCUGGACGUUCCCCGAGGCCUCUUCCUGCCAGCCGCAGAGAACCUGGAGUAUCUGGGGCUGAACGCUAAAGUGCAGACGCCGGCGCAUUAAGAGCUCGGGAGCAGCGCACAUAUGGACCAGCGCCACGUGAGACAGCUGGGGUCUAUCUGGGCCCUGGCCUGGCCUGGUCUGGAACAGAACAAGGGCCAAAACUGGAAUGUCAUAAACUUUUAUUUUAUCCUUCCGUGUUACUGAAGACUUAAUGGGGUUUUCACGUAAGCAUCUGAGCAAGUCUAAGGUUGUGUGUGUGUGUGUGUGUGUGUGUGUGUGUACACACGCACAGGGGAACUGACUUUGAAACAUCACAAGCCGCACCGGUUGAGUUGCCCGGACUGGUUGAGACUGCCCGGAUGCGCUGGAAAAAACGCUCUCGUCCACUCAUCCACAGGAUAAAGGUGGCGGAUGCUCGCUGGUCACGAACCUUGACCUCACCUUGAGCCGUGUAGCCCUGCAGUGGAGCAUCACGUCCACCGAGACGGGCCGCAGAGGAAAGGGCCGCCUCGCAGGACGUGACGCUCCACUGCCUGCCCUGGACAGAAGUGGGUUGUGCUGGACAGGCCAGAGGCGCGUAGACUGAUACACGUGUUGGAGUGCUGACAGAAUGAAGGCUGUUUUGUAGCAGGUUGAAUUGUUUUGUGACAACGAAUCAGCAGGAGUUUUCCCACAGAGAACUCUAAAAACUACUUGAAACAAUUACUCAUCUCUUUGUCAGAUGCUGCAUUUAAGUAGCAGGAUGGCUCUAUACUCUCACCGUAGUCAUAGCAUAAACUAAUACAAUUAACAACUAGUUCAACAAACUGAUUUCUUGUUUUCAGUAUACUUAUAGCAGGACACGAUACAGAUGACCUCCAGUUCUCAUCCCACGUAGAACAGAAAAAUGUGUUUUUGGAUGUUGUGUUUAUUUGUGUACAAAGUAGUCAGAAUGUUAUAAUUGUAAGUUUUUAUGGAGUGUAAUUUAAAAACCAGUAUUAUAGUUUUUUUUAUGUUAUUCAGGGGCCAAUUUUUAACAGGCAAGCAAUCUGUUCUGGGUCAAAUUUGUAAAGUAAGCAAGGCCACCUAAUAGCAAGGCGAAGUAAGCACACAUAACUAUUAAUUAUUCAAUCAAAGUCACUUUUAGUACAAAGCCUUGAAUAAUGCAUGUAGCACUGCAUGCGAAUCCCACUGUGUGGAGACUGAACACAAGAGAGCAGUGAUGGACAGGUGUAGUGCUGGCAGUGUUUGGGUCAUUAAACCCUCUGAUCUGACCAGGCCAAAUUCACAGGCCACAGAACUCACAGGCCACGAAGGGACAUUUGAACAGUUGCGGUUUCAGCACAUUUUGCUCAAAGUAUUCUGUAAAUAAAUGAUUGCAUUUUAUUAACUAAAAGAGAAAGAUUGAAGAUGGAAUAUCUUUUAGCUUUGCUGUGCCGUUUAAGAUGUUCUGAAUUCAGGCCGUUUACCUCCUCUACAAAACUGCACAAAGGAGAAUAAACAGAGAAUAAACUCAAGAGAGGCAACUACACUCUAAUGGACCUUCUAGUAAACAGGGAUUUACACAAUACGGGGCAUUUUUUGCUCAAAGUGCAACCUACGGUGGCCCAGACGGCUCAAAGUAAAUCCAAAGUAGGUAUGUUCUUCAAUCACUCAAAGAAGAAGGUGAAGCCAAGAAAAACAUGCAUUUUUAUGCAUGUAAUAAUUUUUAUUUCUUAGGAUCCCACGUUUGUGAUGUUAAAUAAUGUGUCAAUGCACUGUCUCUUAGGACCCUGCAAUUGUGAUGUGACCGUCUCAUCUAAUUGAGCCUAAGCUUUCCUUGUGCUCUUUUUCUACAAACAGAAGGUUUGAAUAUGAUCUUACAAACACAUUAUUACCAAAGACCGGUUGGUUCCAUCAGCAAUGAUCUGAUCUAAUUCCCGGGGUGUUUUUUAGGGAUAUGUCAACAUGCAAAUCCGUGUAACUGAAAUAAUGACGUCAGGUUUUUUCUCUACACACUCAUUGAACUUCACAGUCCUACAUAGGAGCCACUGUUUUGGUAGGUAGGCUUAGUUUAUAAAACACUGUUUUAGUAGGCCUAGUUUAUACAACACUGUUUUGGUAGCAUUUUUGGUAUACAUUUUGUAUAGCGCUAAAAUGAUAAACUGCUGAUAUAGGUCAUUUGGUUCCUUUAAAUAGAAGAACGUAUGUGUAUGCAUUUCAUUGGUCCUCGUGUGAUAUGGUGCACUUGUAGGUAUGUAGGUGUCCAGUGUAAAUGCACUUAAUAUUUACAUCUUGUUUGCUACUGAAUAUGUUGCCAUUCAAUAAAAAGAACGCAGUUGGA
This is a messenger RNA of Alosa sapidissima (American shad), 9242 nucleotides long. Its product is annotated as epidermal growth factor receptor-like. Bases 3278 to 7000 code for a protein of 1240 amino acids. Gene Ontology annotation, biological process: cell differentiation; multicellular organism development; cell surface receptor protein tyrosine kinase signaling pathway. The transcript has 27 exons. Gene Ontology annotation, molecular function: epidermal growth factor receptor activity; ATP binding; epidermal growth factor binding. Gene Ontology annotation, cellular component: signaling receptor complex; basal plasma membrane. NCBI's taxonomy places the organism in Eukaryota, Metazoa, Chordata, Actinopteri, Clupeiformes, Clupeidae. The record is from RefSeq and is a predicted model, not a curated record.